AAUCAGAGAGCAGCAAUUCUCAGUACUUCCGUUUCCACGGUGAUAGUCGGAAGUGACUGCGAGUACUUCCAUGCUUUGGAGUGGACGUGGCCCUGAGGAUUUCAUAUCGACCACUCAUGCAGCGCUGCCUCACACUGACCCUUGCUCGGCACAGCAGGCUCCUCUUAAGAAGUAAAUUUGCACUUGUCCAGUGCCAGCAGUCGGCAGCUAUGUCAAGUCUCCUGAUCAACCAGCCCAAAUACGCGUGGCUCAAAGAGCUGGGUUUGUCUGAGGACAACCCAGGUGUUUACAACGGUAGCUGGGGAGGUAGUGGGGAGGUUAUCACGUCAUACUGCCCUGCCAACAAUGAGCCGAUUGCCAGAGUUACCCAGGCUACUUUGGCGGAGUAUGAACAGACUGUUCAGAAGACGAAGGAGGCUUGGAAGUUGUGGGCAGACAUUCCCGCUCCUAAAAGAGGGGAGAUUGUGAGACAGAUUGGGGAUGCAUUGAGAAAAAAGAUUAAAGUACUUGGAAGUCUGGUGUCACUGGAAAUGGGCAAAAUCUAUGUUGAGGGAGUUGGUGAAGUUCAGGAGUACGUUGAUGUCUGUGAUUAUGCAGUUGGUCUGUCUAGAAUGAUCGGCGGGCCCAUCCUGCCUUCAGAGAGACCGGGUCACGCCCUCAUCGAACAGUGGAACCCAGUCGGCCUGGUCGGCAUUAUCACCGCCUUCAACUUCCCCGUAGCUGUCUACGGCUGGAACAACGCCAUCGCUCUGACCUGCGGCAACGUCUGCCUCUGGAAAGGGGCUCCGACCACUCCUCUCACAAGUGUUGCAGUUACCAAGAUCGUGGCUGAGGUGCUGGAGCAGAACAAUCUCCCCGGCGCCAUCUGCUCCAUGACCUGUGGCGGAGCAGAUAUCGGCACAGCCAUGGCAAAGGAUGAGCGCGUGGAUCUGUUGUCCUUUACUGGCAGCACUCAUGUUGGCAAGAUGGUGGCCAUGAUGGUGCAAGAAAGGUUUGGGCGCAAGCUGCUGGAGCUCGGUGGCAACAACGCCAUUAUCGUGUUUGAAGAUGCUGACCUGAAUCUCGUGGUGCCCUCUGCCGUCUUCGCUUCCGUUGGAACCGCUGGCCAGCGCUGCACCACGACCAGGAGGUUGAUGCUGCACGAGAGCGUUCAUGACACAGUGGUUGAAAGGCUCGCCAAGGCCUAUAAACAAGUCCGCAUCGGAGACCCCUGGGACCCCAGCACCCUCUAUGGUCCUCUGCACACCAAGCAAGCUGUCGAGCAGUACCUGGCUGCCAUCGAGCAGGCCAAGCAGCAGGGCGGCACUGUGGUCUGUGGAGGAAAGGUGAUGGACCGUCCUGGAAAUUAUGUGGAGCCCACCAUCAUUACAGGACUGCCUCAUGAUGCCUCUAUUGUCCACACCGAAACCUUUGUCCCCAUCCUGUAUGUCCUCAAGUUCAAGACAGAGGAGGAGGCGUUUGCCUGGAACAAUGAGGUCAAGCAGGGUCUGUCCAGCAGCAUCUUUACCAAAGAUCUAGGCCGGGUUUUCCGUUGGCUUGGCCCCAGAGGGUCCGAUUGUGGCAUCGUAAAUGUCAACAUUCCCACGAGCGGAGCAGAGAUCGGAGGAGCUUUUGGUGGGGAGAAACAUACAGGCGGUGGAAGAGAGUCAGGCAGUGAUUCAUGGAAGCAGUACAUGAGGCGCUCGACAUGCACAAUCAAUUACAGCAAGGAUCUUCCUCUGGCCCAGGGAAUCAAGUUUGAGUGAGCCAGCCGGCUUUAAGCGUCGAUGAGCCCGAAGGACAACACUAAAUAGUUUGAAUGGCCAAGUGAAAUGCAUGGUAAUGCAUUUGGAUUCAGAAAGGUCAGCUUGUGUUUAGAUCUGUCUCAGAUACGAUAACUGUAUCUGUAUGAAUGUAGUUUAAAAAUAUUCUGGAUUUAACAAAAACUCCUGAAUUUGUUUUAAAGGUUAAAUUUUCCCCCAAAUGUGUGCACUUUUCUACAAGCACUUAAUGAAGUUUGACUGAUCGAUUACAAUCGUUACAUUUUGGAAGAAAAACUAGACAAAGUUGUAAAUGUGUCGAUCGUUGCAGUUCACCGUUAACAGAAAUGUUGCAUACCCAACACUGGCUGUUUUGCACCCAGUUAACACAUGAAUAUACUGUAAUUUCUAUAAUACACAGAACUUUCCAGGCAACCAAACGACAAUAAAAGGCAAUGUGUUGA
Molecule: messenger RNA, 2203 nt
Organism: Pelmatolapia mariae (spotted tilapia)
Lineage: Eukaryota; Metazoa; Chordata; Actinopteri; Cichliformes; Cichlidae
Gene: aldh7a1
Product: aldehyde dehydrogenase 7 family, member A1
Exons: 2
Coding region: 117-1745 (542 amino acids)
Molecular function (GO): aldehyde dehydrogenase (NAD+) activity
Source: RefSeq, a predicted model, not a curated record